CGCAAGCUGUAGGCAGUGAUCGGUGACUGGUCGAAUGGGAAGCACGUAUGUAACCACAUCCAUGCGUGGCUGGCAUGUGCUUCUAACGCAGCUUCCCCUCCAUCUCAAUCUCCAUUGACACCUCACCACCAUCUGACCCACGACCGAACAGCUCCCGCGACAACAUCCACAACAACCACGGAACCCUACACAUCUACACCACGCACCACCGAUGGCAGACGAGGAAGCCGCCAAGGCCGAGAAGCUCGCUGCGGCCAAGAAGCGGUUCGAGGAGCUGAAGAAGAAGAAAGGCAAGAAGGCAGGAAAAGCCGGCGCCGCCGCAUCAGCGUCAUCGUCGAGGCCAGCCACACCCGUAGAGAAGGACGAAGCGGCCGAAGAGGAGAAGACGGAGGUGCCGGAGGUGACGGAGGCCGAAGCAUCCACUCCCACUCCCGCCGCCGCCCCCGAGGAGGAGGAGGAGAAGACCGAGCCAGAGACUACGGAGGCUGCUACUACGGAGGCUACUACCACGGAUGCCGCUGCUGCGGAGGAGACUGUAGAACUCGAACCCGCGGCGACCCCCGACGCCGAAACGGCCGAUACCGACAGUCCCGGCGAACUCCAGUCCGCGCAGGCCCGCGCAUCAUCGAUCCUGGCGCGCCGUGCCUCGCAAUCGCACUACCGCAGACCGUCGAUAAACGCUACGGAUAUACUGCGCUCGGCCAAUAAGUCGCCGUUGAGCCCGACCGAUGUGCCGGAUAUAUACCACAGGCAGGCGGAGACUAUAUCGAAGCUUACGGAGGACAAUGAGAAGCUGGCUGAGGAUGUCGAGAAGCUCAAGGCCAAGGAGAAGCGGCUGGCGGAGAUUGAGGCGGAGAAGGAUAAGCUACAGGAGCAGCUCGCGGAGGUACGGGAGGAGCUUAGAGGGGUCAAGGGACGGAUCGAUGAUGCCGAGGCGGGCAAGAAGACGAGUGAGGAGGAAAUGGAGAAGAUGAAAUCCGAGCUCGAAGCUUUGAACCGACAGACCUCUCACUUGACAUCGCAGGCUACCGCUAAAGACAAGACCAUCUCCGAGCUCCGCCUUGCCUCGUCCGACUCGUCGAACUCACAAGACCGCGAGUCCCUCACUGCCAAAGAGGACCAGAUCGAGAACAUGGAAAUCGACUUCAACAAACUGCGCAGCGAACUUGAACGCACGCAAAAGUCGCUAUCCGCAGCCGAGGAGUCGCUGAAGGAGAAGGAGACCGCCAACGAGGCACUACAAGAGCAGCUCUCAGCCGCACAAAAAGAGCUGGAAGCAACCAACACGAAGAUGGUGGAGGAAGCCACGCGGCACUCAGCGCUCGAGUCGCAGCUCGCCGCGGCCAAGGAGGAGCUCGACGUCGUCAGAUCCGACAUCAAGAUGAAGAACGCGCAGAUCACCAGUCUGGACAAGGACCACUACACGCUCAAGACGAUGUACCGGGACGCGGAGGCGAAAUCGCAAGAAUCAUCGCGCACCGCGCUCACCAAGGGGCGCGAGGCACAAGAUCUCGAAGACGCACUUGCCGAGGCGAAGCGCAACGCCAGCCAGCUCGAGGCCGAGCGCGAAGACCUCAAGAUCAAGCUCGAGCGCGCGCUCACCGAGAACCGCAAGCUCACGGGCGGCGCGAAUGCCUCGUCCGACCACGACGAGGUCGACGAGCUCGAGGAUGCGGAGCGCAUGCGGCUGCGCGAGCGCGUCCGUGUGCUCGAGGAGCAGCUGGACGCCGAGAGAAAGCGGCAGCCAAACCACCACCACGGCGAGUCGCAGCCGCCGUCGACCACGCAGACCAGACAUAAUAGGGGCAUGAGCAUGGUCUCGGAAGGCAGCUUCCUGAGCGACGACGCGGACUUUGGCGAGAUGAUGAAGCAGCAGAUGGCCGCCGCGCGGGAUAAGGAGGAGGCGGCGGCUGAGGAGCGCAGGAGGGCCGAGAUGGAGCGGCUCGAGCGCAUCCGCGAGGUAAAGCGCGGCCUUGAGAAGUGGAAGGGCUGGAGAAUGGAUCUCACACUGGUCGGUGGCAGUCCACAUGGCCUGGGGGAAAUGUUUGAAGUGUAGGUAGAACAAAACCAACGGCGAGUGAUCGAUGGAGCGGAAAUUUGUCGAGUGACCACACGUGACGUUACCCUCCGUCCCCACCACUUGCGGC
This is a messenger RNA of Tricharina praecox, 2147 nucleotides long. RefSeq lists its product as uncharacterized. Lineage: Eukaryota; Fungi; Ascomycota; Pezizomycetes; Pezizales; Pyronemataceae. Bases 212 to 2056 code for a protein of 614 amino acids. The transcript is spliced from 4 exons. The record is from RefSeq and is a predicted model, not a curated record.